AAAAAAAUACCUGACGAAAAAAGAGAGAAAAAAAAAGUCUUUUUCACCACGUGACUAUAAAUGCAAGAAUUUUAGUGGGAGAGAUGACUCGCGGUUGAGGAUAAAAACCGUGGAUUUCGCCCCCUACCAAAAAGUCGUGCUCCAACACUCGGGUUUAUCGGACAGUGUACCCCCAAUACUUGCAACGUGCCACUUGUUAAUUUUCACUCUUUUUUCUCUCUCUUUUUUUAAUUUUUCUUUUUUAUUUCGACUGGAGAAGGAGGAAAGGAGCGUGAAAGAGAGUGGCUUUUGGUUGUCCGUAGUUGCGAUCGUACUCCCUCCAGGGUUUGUGGCUUUUAACUUCCCAUACCAACAUUAUUCCAAUAUAGUUGAGGCGUUUGCCUCUCCAGUUUACUAUCCGAGUUCACUCCUCUCAGGCUCAGUCGGUUCUGUGAUCACCGAGGUGUCAGUUUUUUUUUUUUUUUUUACAACCGAGUGGAUCCCAGGAACAAUCGGUUUCGUUGGAAUCCUCAUGUUUUCCGAGUGGAGCUUCAUGUGUGCUCAAUAGAGAAAAUAAACCAGGGAAAUUGGAGGACGAGGAAAGAGAAAGGAAGGGGUUCAUCUUCGGCUCGAAUACUUUCCCUUCUGGACAUCAUGAGGACCCAUCGCCUACCUGCUGGUGCAGUUUUGCUGAUUGGACUCUUCGCUGUGACCUGUCAGGCAUUCACAGCUGGAAAUAAUGUUGAUUUGAAUGAAUAUGUUUAUGGCAUCGAUGAUGAUCUCCAGGCCCGAGCACGUGCAGCUAUCGAGGCCGAGCAACAUGCCUUUCAAAACAACUGGAGGCAAAGUGGCUUGAAAAAGGCAUCUGGUGACUGCAUCGACACCAGGGAAAGCCCCUGUCCACCUUCCAAGUACAGGACACCCUCUGGAGCUUGCAACAAUAUCAGACAUCCGUCCUGGGGAGCGAGAGGAUCGCCUUACCUCAAAUUCAUCUCUCCGAAUUACUCUGAUGGCAUAUCCCGGCCUAGAUCAUCAUCGUCUCGGCACUCCCUGCCGAGUCCCUCAGAGAUAAUCUCUCGUUUGGAGACGUCACCCCUUCGUCAAGGGCUGCGAAGAGAGGAGCGAAAAAGCUUGACAGGUCUAGCAGGUCUCUGGGCUGAACUAGUACUCCGAGAUAUAUCCUCUCCAGUUUUUCCAGACCUCGACCUGUCCAGGUGCUGUCAAUCCUCUCCACAUGCUGAGUGUUACCCCAGCACAGAACCCACAGGUGAUUGCAAUCCCUACUACAGGAACGUCCCCUCAAGAACUGCAUACGGCUGCAGAUUCGAGGCUCGAGAGCAGAUGAACGGAGUCUCCGGUUAUCUGGAUGGCUCUGACAUCUAUGGCACCACGGAUGACAGACUCCACAAGAUGAAGAGCUAUGUGGCGGGCCAGGUCGACCUGUCAGAGUGCGAGGUCUGUAACAGCACUAGGAAAGUCGGGGCACUCUAUACUCUCAUCCUUCACGAGCAUAAUCGUCUUGCUGGAGCUCUCAGUGCCCUCAAUCCUCACUGGGACGAUGCCAAGCUCUUCCUCGAGGCGAGACGCGCUGUCCUCGCACAGAUCCAGAGAAUAACCCUCCAGGAAUUCGCCUCCAGCAUCCUCGGGGAAUCAGACACUGGAGAACUGGAGCAGAUUAACUCCGGGGCGUACAGGGGCUACUCCUCCAGUAAUCGAGCGGGUGCGUUUGACGCAGUCGCCCUGGCAGUCCUCCCUGCGCUGACCUCACUGUCAAGCCCUUUUAAAUCGAAAAACCCCCUGGAAGAUGCCUUAGAGAAUCCCGCGAGUCCUCUGUCGCUCGACGUCCUCUCCUGGAGCAAUAACAACUACUGGAACGCAUCGGCAUUGUUCCUGCAGACCGCCAGAGAUCACGGGAUCCCAGGUUACACAUCUUUCUUGGAGCAAUGCACGUCAGGCGCGAUGAGCAGGUACAUGCGCCCGGAGGACAAGGCUCUAUUGGAGAACAUCUACGGGAGGACGGAGGACGUUGACCUGUUAAUAGGAGGGGUUCUGGAGAGGCCGAGUGAGGGUUCUGCAGUGGGCCCAACAUUUGGCUGCCUCCUGGCAGCUCAAUUAGCGAAAUUGAGGAAUUCUGACAGAUUUUGGUACGAGAAUGAUAUGCCACCGUCGAGCCUCAGCAGCGAGCAAUUAUCGGCAUUGAGAAGAACCAGCCUGGCAGGUCUCCUGUGUGCGAACACCAGGAUGUCGAUGGUCCAGCCGAUGGCUUUCCUGCAGAGUGACGCCUACCUCAACGCCAAGAUCGAUUGCGACAGGCACAAUUCCCUGGACUUGACCCCCUGGAGGGAGCAGUUCGACGAAGAUGACGAUAGGAUGGAGAAGCCCAACGAGGACGACGACUUGAUUGAUAUCCAGAGGAAAAAUGAGAAGAUCUCAUCGUGGCGAGGAGAGCCCGAGUCUCUGGUGAACGCUGAGAUGGUUGCAGCUGCCCUGGAGAAGGCUAAGCAAGACCUCAUCGAGAGGAAGCGUUUGGAGUACUCCUCGUGGCUCCAGCAGAGGUACGCAGAUCCAAAAUCCCCAGCAGGUAUAGCUGCCAGCUUCUCUAAAGCUAAUCGAGAUGCCCUCUCUCUCGCAAACUCCUCGAUCCUCUACGAAUUGGCGACCAACGAGCUGAUCAAUGGAGCCCAGGGUCUGAGGAGGAGAAAACGUCAAGCCUUCGACAGCUCAGACAACAUCUUGGGAUUCUCUGGCAACGAUUUCUCUGAUAUUCUCCAGAACGUUGAUGUCAGCAACUUUGUUACCAAUCAGAGACCAAUUGAUCCCAGUGAGAUAGACUGCCCUGUGGAGGACGGACCAUGUGAUCCCACUACUCCCUAUCGAACCCUCACAGGACACUGCAACAAUCUGAGAAAUCCCAGAUUGGGAAAAUCCCUGACGACAUUUGCCAGGCUGUUAUCAUCUGUCUACGACGAUGGGGUAUCCAAACCCAGGAUUAACUCAGUCCGGGGUGGACCUCUACCCAAUCCCAGAACCAUAUCCACCACGAUGCACCCUGACAUCUCCAAUCUUCAUAAUCGUUACACCCUGAUGAUGAUGCCCUUCGCCCAGUUUCUCGAUCACGAUCUCACCAUGACACCCAUUCACAAGGGAUUCGCCGAGUCUAUCCCAUCGUGCAGAUCCUGCGACUCUGCACGAACUGUUCAUCCUGAGUGCAAUCCCUUCCCUGUACCCCACGGGGACCACUUCUAUCCAACUCAUAAUAUCACCUCUGGAGAGAGACUCUGCUUUCCCUCGAUGAGGUCUCUUCCUGGACAGCAGAAUCUCGGCCCUCGAGAGCAGGUCAAUCAGAACACUGCGUUCCUCGAUGCUUCGGUUAUCUAUGGAGAGAAUAACUGCAUUGGAGGGAUUUUAAGAGGAUUCAAUGGACGCAUGAAUAUUACCAGUCAUCCUCACAGACUAAAGGAUUUGCUGCCUGAGAUUACGACUAAUCCUGAAUGCAGGUCGGCGUCAGGGCGCUGCUUUUUGGGAGGAGAUGGACGAGCCUCAGAGCAGCCCUCGUUGACAGUGAUGCAUACUAUGUGGAUUCGAGAACAUAACAGGAUUAUGGAGGGCCUGAGGAGAGUGAACCCUCACUGGGACGGUGACAGACUGUACCAGGAGACGAGGAGAAUCGUCAGUGCGAUGAUGCAACACAUAACUUACAACGAGUUCCUACCGAGAAUCCUAGGAUGGCACGCUGUGAGUCUUUAUGGGCUGAAGCUUCUGAAUCAGGGCUACUACAGGGAAUAUUCGCCGACCUGCAACCCCAGCAUCCUGACAGAAUUUGCCACAGCAGCUUAUAGAAUAGGUCACAGCCUCCUAAGGCCACAUCUACCCAGGAUGGACCAGAAUUACCGUCCAGUAGAUCCUCCCAUUCUCCUGAGGGAUGGCUUCUUCAACAUGGAAAUGCUCUACAGUUUGAACAUGGUGGACGAGAUGACCAGAGGACUGGUUUCAACUCCCAUGGAGACCCUGGACCAAUUCAUCACCGGGGAAGUGACGAAUCAUUUAUUUGAAAACAGAAAAAUUCCACACUCUGGUGUGGAUCUCAUCGCCCUGAACGUUCAGAGGGCAAGGGAUCACGGGGUACCUGGGUACAAUAGCUACAGGGCACUCUGCAAUCUCAAGAGGGCCACCACCUUUGAGGAUCUCUCCAGGGAGAUGGCUCCCGAGGUUAUCGCCAGGUUGAAGAGAAUUUACGCGAGUGUUGAUGACAUUGAUCUCUUCCCUGGUGGUAUGAACGAACGGCCUCUUCAGGGGGGACUCGUUGGCCCUACUUUUGGUUGCAUCAUUGCCAUUCAGAUGAGACAGCUGAGGAAGUGCGACAGGUUCUGGUAUGAAACGGAUGAUCCUAAUAUCAGGUUCACCGAGCCACAGCUCGCGGAAAUCAGGAAGAACACUCUGGCAAAAGUUUUGUGUGAAAAUAUGGACUCCCAUGUGGAGAUGCAGAGGUCUGUCUUCGACCUGCCGAGCAAUUUUCUCAACCCUAGGGUACCCUGUGGCUCUAUGGCACACAUGGAUUUCAGCGCUUGGAGGGAGACACGCAGCACUGGGUGUCAGAUCGGUGGAAGAAAUGUUGCUGUUGGGGAGAGCGGAUUCCCCUCGCCAUGCACUAGCUGUGUCUGUACGAAUGAAGGGACCCAAUGUGCCUCCCUGAGAGUGACAGAUUGUGCUCAACUACUUCGUGAAGCUUCUCGCGAUGCCAUUCUGCGAGACGACGUUUGCACCGCCCAGUGCGGCUUCGCCCUGGCAGCCACAGACUCAUCAUUUCGACAAUCAUUCCAAAGUGCAUCAGCAUCCGCCUCGGCAUCUGCAUCGGCAUUCGCCUUCUCGGGUCUUGGAUCGAGCAAUCCUACCUCUUUCAAUGAUUUUAAACUUCCCGACCUUUCUCAGUUCGUUGGAUGAAAAAGCAAAAGGUAUAUCAUGAAAUAAUCGAGCGAAAAGCAAGACAUUCAUUACGUACUUGCAAAUGUAAAUAUAGAGCGAUAAAGUGUGUAUGAGUAUUUUUAUAAUUUUGUACUUUUCAUCAUUACGAUUAUGCGAAUUCACUGGGAAAUUUUUACACUCCUGAUGACUGAAUGAGUUUUUGAAUUUCCACACUUUGAAUAUUAUGUUGAUACUGCCAGGGACUACUCAAAUGUACAAUUUUUUUAUGAAUUUAUUAUUUUUUAUUGAUGGAGAUAUUGAGCUAAUUGCUUUCACUUUAUUCAUGUUCAGGGGGCUGUAUUCUAAUUUUUCAAGUUUAUCAGUUUUAUAUUUAGGAUAAAAUAUUGAAAAAAGAAGAGUCAUGUGUAUCAUCAACUUGAUGAGUGGUGAUGCCUCCAAAUUUUUUAAAGUUGAAUCUAUUCCCACAGUUUUACUUCAUUCACGCUCAUGGGAUGGUAUUGUAUCGUUUCGAAUUUAUUAAUUUUCUAUUUAGUGUAAAAUAUUGAAAAGAAUUUUGUAUACCGUUGACUAUGUUUUUGUUCCAUUAAAAAUAACUUUUUAUUGUUUAAAAGAAUGCGCUUUUUCCACUUCCCACUUUCUAGUAAAUUCAAGGAUGUUCUACACCCUUCCCGUAAAUAUUUACGUUUUUUCAAUUUUUCUGCAAAACUUACGAUGCGAUUAGCGUAAAAAAUAUAACGUUUUCGCGUUUUAUUAUUAUUUAAUGACUCAGGAAAUUUCAAAGUGGUGCGAAAUACUUUCCUGCGACCAUGUACAUAAAAAUAAAUUUUUGUACUAAAGGAAAAAUAUUAUUACAUCGGAACUGUUUACUGUGAGCGAGAAAUUUCGUGGAACC
This is a messenger RNA of Fopius arisanus, 5794 nucleotides long. RefSeq lists its product as uncharacterized. The record is from RefSeq and is a predicted model, not a curated record. The transcript is spliced from 10 exons. Gene Ontology annotation, molecular function: peroxidase activity; heme binding. The coding region runs from base 634 to 4920 and encodes 1428 amino acids. Gene Ontology annotation, biological process: response to oxidative stress. NCBI's taxonomy places the organism in Eukaryota, Metazoa, Arthropoda, Insecta, Hymenoptera, Braconidae.